Messenger RNA from Corticium candelabrum, 485 nucleotides. RefSeq lists its product as uncharacterized. The transcript has 5 exons. Gene Ontology annotation, biological process: pyruvate import into mitochondria. The record is from RefSeq and is a predicted model, not a curated record. NCBI's taxonomy places the organism in Eukaryota, Metazoa, Porifera, Homoscleromorpha, Homosclerophorida, Plakinidae. Gene Ontology annotation, cellular component: mitochondrial inner membrane. Bases 76 to 300 code for a protein of 74 amino acids.
UUCGUCGUCAAUUUUAGUACGCAUUUCUGGGGACCAGUGGCAAAUUGGGGAAUUCCUUUAGCUGCUAUUUCAGACAUGUCUCGAGAUCCUGACAUCAUCAGUCCCAAGAUGACAACAGCUUUGUGCAUCUAUUCUGCAUUGUUUAUGCGGUUUGCAUGGAAAGUUAUUCCUCGAAACUACCUUCUCUUUGCUUGUCAUUUUACAAAUGAAGGUGCCCAAUUGACUCAGCUUGGACGAUGGGGAAAGUGGCAUCUAGCUGGUGGCAACAGCAAGAAGAACAGUACCCUUGAACAAGAAUAGGAACAAUCAUAUUCGAAAUGAACAGAAGUGUAUUUUAUGUUGUAUGGUCUGUGAUGGGCAAUGUCUGUAAGCUAAUAGGACUACUGUAUGGUAAUUUGACUGUUUUGAUUUACUUGUGAAACUGCAAAGUUUGUCAUUACAAAUGAAUUUGCCAACGUUACCAUAGAGGUAAUUGACUAAAGUAA